Grammomys surdaster is the source of this 2972-nucleotide messenger RNA. RefSeq names its product kinesin family member 5C (gene Kif5c). The transcript has 26 exons. The coding region runs from base 1 to 2871 and encodes 956 amino acids. Gene Ontology annotation, molecular function: ATP binding; microtubule motor activity; microtubule binding. Lineage: Eukaryota; Metazoa; Chordata; Mammalia; Rodentia; Muridae. The record is from RefSeq and is a predicted model, not a curated record. Gene Ontology annotation, biological process: microtubule-based movement.
AUGGCGGAUCCAGCCGAAUGUAGCAUCAAAGUGAUGUGCCGGUUCCGGCCCCUCAACGAAGCGGAGAUCCUCCGCGGGGACAAAUUCAUCCCCAAAUUCAAAGGCGAGGAGACGGUAGUGAUCGGGCAAGGAAAGCCGUACGUCUUUGACCGAGUGCUGCCACCCAACACAACCCAGGAGCAGGUCUACAAUGCCUGUGCGAAGCAGAUUGUCAAAGAUGUCCUUGAAGGUUAUAACGGGACAAUUUUUGCAUAUGGGCAGACGUCAUCAGGAAAAACUCAUACCAUGGAGGGGAAGUUACACGACCCUCAGCUCAUGGGCAUCAUACCGAGGAUUGCACAUGAUAUUUUUGAUCACAUCUAUUCCAUGGACGAGAACCUGGAGUUUCAUAUCAAGGUUUCCUAUUUUGAGAUCUACUUGGACAAAAUAAGGGACUUGCUUGACGUGUCCAAGACCAACUUGGCUGUUCAUGAAGACAAAAAUAGAGUCCCCUAUGUAAAGGGGUGCACCGAGAGGUUUGUAUCAAGCCCGGAGGAGGUCAUGGAUGUGAUCGAUGAGGGCAAAGCAAACCGACACGUGGCUGUGACAAACAUGAACGAACACAGCUCCAGGAGUCACAGUAUCUUCCUGAUUAACAUUAAACAAGAGAACGUGGAGACUGAAAAAAAACUCAGCGGGAAGCUGUAUCUGGUUGAUUUGGCUGGGAGUGAAAAGGUCAGCAAAACGGGUGCUGAGGGAGCUGUUCUCGAUGAGGCUAAAAAUAUCAACAAGUCUUUGUCUGCUCUUGGAAAUGUGAUCUCUGCCUUGGCAGAAGGGACAAAAACACAUGUGCCAUACCGGGACAGCAAGAUGACCCGGAUCCUCCAGGACUCUCUGGGUGGGAACUGUAGGACCACCAUUGUCAUUUGCUGUUCUCCUUCAGUCUUCAACGAGGCAGAGACCAAGUCCACGCUGAUGUUUGGACAGAGAGCGAAGACCAUCAAGAAUACAGUCUCCGUGAACUUGGAACUAACGGCAGAAGAAUGGAAGAAGAAAUAUGAAAAAGAGAAAGAGAAGAACAAGGCCUUGAAGAGCGUCAUCCAGCAUCUGGAGAUGGAGUUGAACAGGUGGAGGAACGGGGAAGCCGUGCCCGAGGAUGAACAGAUCAGCGCCAAGGACCAGAAGAACCUGGAGCCCUGUGACAACACACCCAUCAUAGAUAACAUCACGCCUGUUGUUGACGGUAUCUCUGCUGAGAAAGAGAAGUAUGACGAGGAGAUCACCAGUCUGUACCGACAGCUGGAUGAUAAGGAUGAUGAAAUUAACCAGCAGAGCCAGCUGGCUGAAAAGCUGAAGCAACAGAUGUUGGAUCAGGAUGAGCUUCUAGCUUCUACCAGAAGGGACUAUGAGAAGAUCCAGGAGGAGCUGACACGCCUCCAGAUUGAAAACGAGGCAGCUAAAGAUGAGGUGAAAGAAGUCCUCCAGGCCCUGGAGGAGCUGGCUGUCAAUUACGAUCAGAAGUCACAGGAAGUGGAGGACAAGACCAGGGCCAACGAGCAACUGACUGAUGAGCUCGCCCAGAAAACGACGACACUGACAACCACCCAGCGAGAGCUGAGUCAACUACAAGAGCUUAGUAACCACCAGAAGAAGAGGGCCACAGAGAUCCUGAACCUGCUCCUCAAGGAUCUGGGGGAGAUCGGAGGAAUCAUUGGCACAAACGAUGUGAAGACCCUGGCAGACGUGAAUGGAGUCAUCGAAGAGGAGUUCACCAUGGCGCGCCUCUACAUUAGCAAGAUGAAGUCGGAGGUCAAAUCUCUCGUGAACCGUAGCAAGCAGCUGGAGAGUGCCCAGAUGGACUCCAACAGGAAGAUGAAUGCCAGCGAGCGGGAGCUGGCAGCUUGCCAGUUGCUUAUCUCGCAGCAUGAAGCAAAGAUCAAAUCUCUGACAGACUACAUGCAGAACAUGGAACAGAAGAGGCGGCAGCUGGAAGAGUCCCAGGACUCCCUCAGCGAGGAGUUGGCCAAGCUCCGGGCCCAAGAAAAAAUGCACGAAGUCAGUUUCCAAGAUAAGGAAAAGGAGCACCUGACGAGGCUGCAGGAUGCUGAGGAGGUGAAGAAAGCUCUGGAGCAGCAGAUGGAGAGUCACCGGGAAGCGCACCAGAAGCAGCUGUCCAGACUUCGUGAUGAGAUUGAGGAGAAGCAGAGAAUCAUUGAUGAGAUUCGGGAUUUGAAUCAGAAACUGCAACUGGAACAGGAGAGGCUCAGCUCUGAUUAUAACAAGCUGAAAAUAGAGGACCAGGAGAGAGAAGUGAAACUGGAGAAGCUCCUAUUGCUCAAUGACAAAAGGGAGCAAGCCAGGGAGGACCUCAAGGGACUGGAGGAGACUGUGUCUAGAGAACUCCAGACCCUUCAUAACCUGCGCAAACUCUUCGUCCAGGAUUUGACCACUCGGGUAAAAAAGAGUGUGGAGCUGGACAGCGACGAUGGAGGGGGUAGUGCCGCCCAGAAGCAGAAAAUCUCCUUCCUGGAGAACAACCUGGAGCAGCUUACCAAGGUGCACAAGCAGCUGGUCCGGGACAAUGCGGAUUUGCGUUGUGAACUCCCCAAGCUGGAGAAGAGGCUCCGUGCUACUGCAGAGCGUGUCAAGGCUUUGGAGAGUGCACUGAAAGAGGCCAAGGAGAACGCCAUGAGGGACCGGAAGCGCUACCAGCAGGAAGUGGAUCGCAUCAAGGAGGCUGUGCGAGCCAAGAACAUGGCCAGGAGGGCACAUUCGGCUCAGAUCGCCAAGCCCAUCCGCCCAGGACAUUAUCCAGCAUCAUCUCCAACAGCUGUUCAUGCAGUCCGAGGAGGAGGAGGUGGCUCUUCAAACUCUACUCACUACCAGAAAUAAAUGCAGUAUAUGAUUCCACGUAGCAUGAAAAGGACUAUAUUAGUCAGCAGUUCCUUUAUUUCCCCUAUACAGUUUCCGUUUCUUUUUACACCUGCUUGCCC